Molecule: messenger RNA, 945 nt
Organism: Ipomoea nil (Japanese morning glory)
Lineage: Eukaryota; Viridiplantae; Streptophyta; Magnoliopsida; Solanales; Convolvulaceae
Product: cyclin-D4-2-like
Exons: 6
Coding region: 1-945 (314 amino acids)
Biological process (GO): regulation of cyclin-dependent protein serine/threonine kinase activity; mitotic cell cycle phase transition
Cellular component (GO): cytoplasm; nucleus; cyclin-dependent protein kinase holoenzyme complex
Molecular function (GO): cyclin-dependent protein serine/threonine kinase regulator activity
Source: RefSeq, a predicted model, not a curated record
AUGGACGACAGUUUGCUGUGCGACGAAGUUUUGGAUUUCAGUGCCCUGAGCGCUGCCGCCUCGCCGCCGCCAGCAGCGGCGGAGCAACGGCCUAGGUUCGUCUGCUCUACGGCGGCCGCCGCCAGAAAUGACUUUGAAGAGGCCGUUGGGUUCCUUGUGGAGAAGGAGAUGCGUUACAUGCCCAAACCGGGUUAUGUGAACCACCUUCAAUCCAACACUUUGAUUUACCAUGCUAGGUAUAAAGCUAUUAGGUGGAUCAUUCAGGCUCAAAAGAGGUUGAAUAAUGUAUCCCUGGAAAGUGUAUUUUAUGCUGCGAAUUACCUUGAUCGCUUCAUCUCAUUGGACAAAUGCCAAGGAUGGAGUUGUUGUACGUUUGACUUGCUCUCACUUGCAUGCUUGUACGUGGCUUCAAAGUUCAAUGAAACAAACCCUCCUUCUCUGCCUGCAUUACAGAUGGAGGGUGUAGGGCAUCCCCCAUUUGGAUCUAACAUGAUCGUUCAGAUGGAGAUGAAGCUUCUGCAAGCUCUGGAAUGGAAACUGUUGUCCACAACUACUUACUCUUACCUGCAACUCACCAUGGAAACCCUACAAGAUGAGUUCAACACACGCGCUACCCACAUGCUCCUUCAAACACUUUUAGAUCCAAAAUUUGUAGAGUUCCGGCCUAGUUUGGUGGCAGAAUCCGUAGUCCGGUUCACCCUGGAUCCCCAGGAGAAGGACAAGCAGUAUUUCAGCGCUCUCAUUCCUCAAGUUGAAAAGGAUGAUAUAAUGAAGAAGAUCCAUGAGAUGAUGGAGAAGGGAGAAGAAGAAGAAGAAGAAGCGGAGACAUGGGAGAAGAAGGAAGAAGAUGAGCAGUAUUAUUGUUGCAGUGGUGAUUGUCCAACCUUGAAACUUGAAGACUUGAACAUUAUUGAUGAUGGAUCAACCAGAAAGAGGAAGAGAUGA